Molecule: messenger RNA, 1805 nt
Organism: Dothidotthia symphoricarpi CBS 119687
Lineage: Eukaryota; Fungi; Ascomycota; Dothideomycetes; Pleosporales; Dothidotthiaceae
Exons: 1
Coding region: 226-1710 (494 amino acids)
Biological process (GO): pantothenate biosynthetic process
Cellular component (GO): cytoplasm; mitochondrion
Molecular function (GO): NADP binding; 2-dehydropantoate 2-reductase activity
Source: RefSeq, a predicted model, not a curated record
CACACACUCCGACUACUCUGCUGUUGCUGGCGCGGUCGCAUUCUACAUACAUGUAACACGCACCCUCUUUCAAGCUGUCUUUCUCUUCCCUCUCACACUUCCUCCCCAGGCUUCGGCCUCGGAUACCACACACACGCCUGCGAUGCAGCUCCGGUAACACAGGCGCCGGCCGGGUGGCUCACUACCAGACUCGCGGCUUCGUGACGAGCUGGAAGAAGGAGGAGGAUGCGCAGACGCUUGGCAGUCCAGACCCGUACGUCUGAGUGCCCGUGGGCGCAAUCAAGACUCACAGUCGACAGCAAAGACGCCAUGGACGGGCCGCCCCUCUCAUCCAGAGCAACCGACUUCUACCGCACGAACCCCGUCCUCAACCGCCGCAUACACAUCAUGGGCGUGGGCAAUGUGGGGAGCUUCAUCGCCCAUGCGCUGCGGGGCAUCCCGAACCCGCCUCCCGUCACGCUGCUCUUCUCCAACUGGGCCAAGUUGAGUGAGUGGAAUGAGUCGCCGCAGAGACUGUCUCUGGUCACCGACGGCGACACGGAGAUACGCGACGGGUACAGCGCCGAGAUUGCCAUACCGCGCAUACGCUACCAUGGGAAGGAAGUGGGACUGUCGGGCACAACGGAGAGCCUGUCUGCGCCUCAGAGCAAAUCGCUCGAAGGAGAGUCGACCGAGUCCAUCAGUUCGCUGAUUGUGUGCACCAAGGCCCCAUACGUCCUACAGGGCCUGUCUGCCGUGAAGCACAGACUGCACAAGGACUCUGUCGUCCUCUUCCUGCAGAACGGCAUGGGCACCGUGGAAGAAGUAAACCGAGAAAUCUUCCCCGAUCCUGCCACUCGACCACACUACAUGCUGGGCAUCAACUCGCACGGCAUGCACUCCGCCUCCUCAGGCCCAUUCACCACCGUCCACGCCGGCUUCGGCACAAUCUCCCUCGGCAUCCUCCCCCACGAGCGCGACCGCAAGCCAGACGCACCCUACGAACCAACCCAGAAAUUCUCACCACAACGCAAACAACCCCCCAAACCCCCGUCCACACAACCCACAGACCCCGACCUCCCGCCCCCCAAACCAGCAACCUUCGCCUGGACGCCCAACCAACGCUACCUCCUGCGCACCCUACUGCGCACCCCCGUCCUCUCCGCCGCCGCCUUCUCGCCCCCCGACCUGCUCCAACUGCAGCUCGAGAAGCUAGCCGUAAACUGCAUCGUCAACCCGCUGACCGUGCUACUCGACGCCCGCAACGGCGCCAUCCUGUACAACUACGCACUCACCCGCUGCAUGCGCCUCCUGCUCGCAGAAAUCUCCCUCGUCAUCCGCUCCCUGCCAGACCUGCACUACAUCCCCAACGUCGAGCACCGCUUCGACCCUGGGCGUCUUGAGACUAUCGUCGUGGGCGUUGCGCAGAAGACGAGCGGGAAUGUGAGUAGUAUGCUUGCUGAUGUGAGGGCGGGGAGGCAGACGGAGGUCGACUAUAUCAAUGGCUGGAUUGUGAGUAAAGGGGAGGAGUUGGGUGUGCGGUGUUUGAUGAACUAUAUGCUGUUGAAUCUGGUCAAGGGGAAGAAGAAUAUGAUUCAGAUGGAGAUGGGUGAGGGUGUGCCGUUUGUUGACGAGAGCAGGGAGAGGAGGGAUGGCGGGAUUAGGGUUAAGAGUGGUGUUGCUGUUGCGGGGGAGGGGAAUGAGAAGGAGAAGGAGAGGGGGAAGUUGUAGUGCAAAUAUGUGUUUUCUCGAUUCUCUUUCAAACCUUGCAAAAAACGGGAACAAAUCUUCGAUUUCUGAUCAUCAUGCAAAUGCUGAUAUUCACU